Messenger RNA from Mauremys mutica (yellowpond turtle), 1666 nucleotides. RefSeq names its product small nuclear ribonucleoprotein U1 subunit 70 (gene SNRNP70). The coding region runs from base 165 to 1484 and encodes 439 amino acids. The record is from RefSeq and is a predicted model, not a curated record. Gene Ontology annotation, molecular function: mRNA binding; U1 snRNA binding. NCBI's taxonomy places the organism in Eukaryota, Metazoa, Chordata, Testudines, Geoemydidae. Gene Ontology annotation, cellular component: precatalytic spliceosome; U2-type prespliceosome; U1 snRNP. The transcript is spliced from 10 exons. Gene Ontology annotation, biological process: mRNA splicing, via spliceosome.
AGUGGGGGAGAUUCGCGCCUCCUUCCCCCGCCCCCGAUGCGAGUCCCGGCGGCGCAGGGAUCCGGACGCGGUGACGGGGAUGCGCCUGCGCAGAGCGGGCAGGGAGCAGGCCCCGACCAGGCGGCAGCGGGAGGAGCCGAGCGCGGCGCGGCCGAUUUCCCAAGAUGACGCAGUUCCUGCCCCCCAACCUGCUGGCGCUCUUCGCCCCCCGAGACCCCAUCCCGUACCUGCCCCCUCUGGAGAAGCUGCCUCAUGAGAAACACCACAACCAGCCCUACUGCGGCAUCGCGCCGUACAUCCGGGAGUUCGAGGACCCACGCGAUGCCCCUCCACCCACCCGUGCUGAGACCCGUGAGGAGCGCAUGGAGCGGAAGAGACGAGAGAAGAUUGAGCGGAGGCAGCAGGAGGUGGAGAAUGAGCUGAAGAUGUGGGACCCGCACAACGACCCCAACGCCCAGGGAGACGCCUUCAAAACCCUCUUCGUGGCUAGAGUGAACUACGACACGACAGAAUCCAAGCUCAGAAGAGAGUUCGAGGUCUAUGGCCCCAUCAAACGGAUCUACAUGGUGUACAGCAAGCGUUCCGGAAAGCCGCGCGGCUACGCCUUCAUCGAGUAUGAACACGAGCGGGACAUGCACUCGGCAUACAAGCACGCAGACGGCAAGAAAAUUGACGGCAGGAGGGUGCUGGUGGACGUGGAGAGAGGCCGGACAGUCAAGGGUUGGCGUCCCCGCAGGCUGGGUGGUGGCCUGGGGGGCACCCGCAGGGGUGGUGCCGAUGUCAACAUCAGGCACUCCGGCCGAGACGACACCUCCAGAUACGACGAGCGGGACCGGGAGCGGGAGCGAGACCGGCGGGACCGGAGCCGGGAGCGGGACAAGGAGCGGGAGCGGCGGCGCAGCCGGUCCAGGGAGCGCCGGCGCCGCACCCGCAGCCGGGAGAAGGAGGAGCGGAAGCGGAGCCGGGAGCGCAGCAAGGACAAGGAGAAGGAGAAGGAGCGGGAGCGGAAGCGGCACAGCCGCAGCCGGGAGCGCAAGCGGGACCGGGAGCGGGAGCGCGACAAGAAGGAGGAGCUGCCCGAGGGGGGGGACGCCCAGGCCGAGGAGGUGGCGCUGGGCGAGCUGGGCCUGGACAGGCUGGAGCUGAAGCUGGAGGGCGAGGACAAGGGUGGCAGGGAGAGGGAGCGGGACCGGGAGCGGGACCGUCGGCGCAGCCACCGGGACCGCGACAAGGACCGGGACCGGGAGCGGGACAGGGAGCGCCGGCGGGACCGGGAGCGGGACCGGGAGCACAAACGGGAGCGGGGCGAGCGCGGCGAGCGGGGGGCCGAGAAGCGGGACGAACGGGCCGGCCAGGACAACGGCCUGGCCGAGCCGCUGGAGGAGACCAGCCAGGACAUGUUCCUGGACCAGGAGUCCAUGCAGUCCGGAGACGGCUACAUGUCCACGGAGAACGGGUACCUGCUGGAGCAGCCCCUGGAGUGAGGGGGCUCCCUGCCCCCAGGCCGGCCGGGCCACUUCCCUUUUUUUUUUUUUUUUUAGGUGGGUAAGUUUUUGUCCCCCCAGUUUCUGUAGCGUGACCCCCCCCGAAAUGCCACACGUCUGUAUAAAGCCCCGCGCGGCUGCAUCUGCUUUUCUUUAACCACAAUAAAGGGGUUUUAAUGGUU